UGCUGGACUCAACACAUCUGAAAGCAUCAGUUUCGCAAACAUGGCCACCCUGAGCUCGAAGCCAGGCUUGCGUUACAGUGUGUCUGACUGGGCGACUAAUAAUACACAGAUAUCACACACUGCUGAGAACAAGCGCAAUAUUUCACACGAGAUACGCCAGGAAGGAAGAGCUCUGCGCAAUGAGACGACCAGUAAGACAAACUGGGAUGAGUAUGACAGCAGCAGGCGACUGAGUGACAGAAUCAUUGACGUCGCGCGCUGGAAGGAGAAUCUGAAAGCUUGUGCACAGCAAGUGGAUGCAGAAAUGGACGCUCUUACUCUGUCCAAGGAGGAGACAGAACGAGCCCUUGCUGCCACUGUUCUGCCCCUUGAAGUCACUGCGGAGUGCUUGAACCACAGGGAAGGUCGUCGUAACAAGGAGCUGGUCAGUGACCCUGUAGAAGCUGAACUGAAGAAGGAAGUAGAGGUGAUUGAUGGAGCACAACGCUUCCUUCAGCAGUGCAUUGAUCAGGCCUUUGAACAGCUGUGUCGUUUACAGGUAGCACGGCAACAGCUGACCAUUGACCUUCAGGAUAAAAUAGAGGCCCUUGAUGUGGACAUGUCAUGCUUGUCUCUCACUAUACAGUCACCUGAGAUCUCCCUGAAGCCAAACCCCACGAGAGUGCCCCCCGGUUCCACAACUCCACAGCAGUGGGAGCAGUUCAGCCGAUACAAUAUAAACCGAGCUAAAGAAGAGAUGCAGGCCUCUGUGCAGAUAAGAGAGAUCAACAGCAUCACAAGAGCACAGGUGCAGAAUGAUCUGGAGGCACAAAAAAUGGCAGUGGAGUUUGCUCUCCGUAAGCGAACUCACCACGAGGAACAGGCCUAUCACGAAAUGCAAUGGCAGCUAAAAAUUACUCAAGAAGAGAUUGCUGAUCUGGAGAAGGACAUUUGUGGCCUAGAGGAGGACAUGCAGGCCAAGACGGCUCCUCUAAAGCUGGUCCACACCCGUCUAGAGAAUAGGAUCAAGAGGCCUGGCAUGGACUUGUGUCGAGAUGAGGUUCAGUUUGGUUUGGUGGAUGAAGCCAAGCAACUGGAAGCCACCAUUCUGGCACUGAAACAGAAGCUAGCACAGGCCCAGCACUCUCUGCAGUCUCUGAAACAGCAUGAAGCACAGAUGAUAGAGGAAUUGUCUCGUAAGCAGGACGCCCUGUCGCUGGAGCAGCGCAGCAGCCAGACCCAUCAGCACCUGACUCUGGGGGUCCAGACUGAGGGUCUUCCUUCAGCCGUGGUGCCUCUCACCAACUCUAGUGGCAGACACAAGCUGGACCUCGCUUGAGUUGACACCCUGAUUCUUACCUCAUACUUAAGACCUUUACAACAACAACAUUAAUCCAUCAGUCAACAGAUUACUGUUUUAUGUUUGGGAAGGGAAGAUAAUGUCAUACGAAAGCCUCUAUUUAGACUGGACUUUGACUGUCAGUGAUGAACAUGAUAAAAAAAAUGGGUGACACAAAUCUAUGCCCAUCUACUGGUGAGGAUUUAUCAGUUCUGUUGAAGUUAACUGCUACACUAAUGUAUCUAAAUGGGACUAUUUUGCGAAAUAACAAGGAGGAAGGUGUUUUUUAAUGAGGUUAAGUGCAUGGAAAUAUGACAGAGCUCAAAUCGUGGUUGGUCACAAGAGAAUGAUCAGUUUAGAUUUAAAGGCCAUUAUAUGAAGACUAAGGUGCUACUUUUGGUGUUGAUAUUUUUGUUGUUUUUGCUGUUUGUAACUGUUCUUAUAAUCCUAAAAUUGAGGUUGUACGCAGUUACUGAACUGUUUUCUUUGGUUUUCAUGCUCAGUGUCUUUAAAUAUAUAAUUUGCUGUGGUUAGGCAUGCUUGGUUUGAUCUGGUAUUGUUUGAAAUGUAAUUAAACUAUUUAGAAUGUACUAAAUUCACUGGUUUUAAUCAUUUAAUUUUAGAAUUUAUUGAAGCAUUUAUCU
Onychostoma macrolepis is the source of this 1962-nucleotide messenger RNA. It is a transcript of the gene tekt2, whose product is annotated as tektin 2 (testicular). Gene Ontology annotation, biological process: cilium assembly; cilium movement involved in cell motility. NCBI's taxonomy places the organism in Eukaryota, Metazoa, Chordata, Actinopteri, Cypriniformes, Cyprinidae. The transcript has 11 exons. The coding region runs from base 41 to 1318 and encodes 425 amino acids. The record is from RefSeq and is a predicted model, not a curated record. Gene Ontology annotation, cellular component: microtubule cytoskeleton; nucleus.